AUGAAUGAUGCUGCCCCAUCACAUAAAAGUUUAUAUCGUUGGGAAAAGCGUCAAUCAGCACUUGAUCAACCAUCUAAACCAGCAAAAAAUGAUGAUAUAAAAAAUUGGUUACGUCAAGUAGAAAAUGCAUCAUCGAAUGCAGUUGAAAGUGUUUUUCCUCGUUCAUCUAGUCGAAAAACUAGUAAAAUACUUGCCAAUCAAGCAACAGAUACAACAUAUACAGAAGCAAGAGAAAUUCUUGAUGAAUGGAUGAAUGAUAAACUUCGACUUGAAGCUGGUCUUAAUGAUAGUGAUGAUGAUGAUAUAGUUCAAGCAAAUGUUCGAUCUGUUAAACAAGCAUGUAAUCUUAGUUUUGAUGAAGAUGAUCAAUUAGAAUUCUUACGAGAACCAAAAGAUAUAUUUACAUUUAAAGAUCCAAGUGUUUAUUAUGAAACACAUGAUGAAUCAGAUUUAGUUAAAGAUAUUCUUCAUGAUUUAAGAAGUAAAGAAGUAUUAACUCGACAGCAAUUAUAUGCUAUGGAACAAACUAAACCAGCAACUAUUGAUAUACAAACAAAAAUUGAAGAACGACAUCGACAAGUUAAAGAAAAUCAUGAACGUAUGCAAAAAGAACGUGAUUCUAAACGUAAACAAGUACAAGCAAAAAAAGAAGCAGAAGCUCAAGCACGUCUUGUUAUUCUUAAAGAAGAACGUGAACGUGCUUUAAAAGCUAAACAAGAAGAAGAGAUGAUUGAACGACACGUUAUGGAAAUUCGAAAAGAAAUGAAUGAAAAACGUUUACAAGAUGAAGAACAACGAAAACAUCAUCGUGAAUAUGAACAUGCUAAAUCAGAACGAACGAAAGCUGAACAAGAACGAUCACGUAAAGAAGAAGAAUUACACAAAUUAAAAGAAUUAGCAAUUAAAGAACAAAAUGAUCACAAUGAAAAACGUCUUCAAACUUUAGUGGAUGAUUUUAUUCGAAUGAAAUCUUUAACAAUAAUACAAAAACAUUUUUCUGCUUGGCUUAAUGUUGUAUUAGAACGACGUUUACAAAUGGGUCGAGCAGCUGCAUUAGCUGAUUGGAAAUUAUUAUUUCAGUCAUUUAAUUGGUGGAAAAGUAUGGUUCGAACAAAAAAACUUGAAGAAGAAACAGAAGCACAUAUGGCUGAAAUGAAAAUAUUUAGUAUGAAAAUGCAACAAGCAAGUUCACAUUAUGAACGAACAUUAUUACGAAAAUCAAUGAUAACUUGGCAAAUCUAUCUUCGUAAUGAACGAAUAGCUAGCAAUUUAAAACAUGAACAAGAAACAACGAAAAGAAAAAUUGAUUCAUUUCUUGAUGCUGCAUCAACUGGUAAACUUUGGGGAAACGAACAACAACAACAAACAAUAAUAACAACACCACUACCACCAACAACAGCAACUAUUACUCGUCAACAAUCUAAACAAGUAAAAGUACGAAAAGUACCAAUCGUUCCUCGUCCAUCUUCAUUAACUUCACGACCACGUUCAGCAGUAAGAUUUGGUGAUAAAUCAUCAUUAACUACAAGAACACAGUCAGAUAUAAAACUUGAUGAUUUUUUUCAAACAUCAUCAGCAUCACACAAUGAACAAGAAGAACAACAACAACCUAGUCUCAAUAUUGGUUUACCAGUAACAACGACUGAUACACGUCGUAUGCAUCUUGAUUUUGAUGAAUUAUCAAGUAGUGAUGAAGAUUUAAGUAAAAAAAAGCAACGUGAAAAACGUAUUCGUCAAGAUAUGGCUGAACAUAAAUCUGCAUCACGUGUUAUGAGUACAUUUGAAAAUCGUUAUAAUGCUCAAAUGAAAAUGCUUAAAGAACAAAAUCGUUUAUUAAAAGAUCAACAAAGAAUGAUAGAAGAACUUAAAUAUCAACAAGAUCAAAAAGUUAUUCAUAAUCAACUAUCAAAUCUUGAAACAUUAAAAGCACAACAAACUGAAAUGGAAGACAAACAACGAAAACAAUUAGUUACUGAUCGACGUCAUGCGACUGCACUUAUUCAAGCACAUAAUCGUGGAGACUUACAAAAGCAAUUAAAUACAAGUCGAUUUGAUCAACCAACUGUAUCAGAUCGUCCAUCAACAAGAAGUGAAACAUUAUUAUUAAAUAUGGAAGAACGAGCACGAAAACGAUAUGAAAUUAAAACUGAACGUGACGCAAAACGACGUGCUGUAGAAGAAGAAAAAUUAGCUAGAGUACAACAAUUAAUGGAUGAAAGAAUGCGUCAAGAAGAAGAAGAAAAACGAUUAAAAAUUGAAGAAGCACGCGAAAAACAACGUCUUGAAAAAGAACGUGAAAUAGAAAGAAAACGUUUUGAACAACGUUUACAAAUAUUAACUGAAAAAGCUGAUAAUCAUUGCAGAAUCUUUCGAAUGCGUUAUUAUGGAUUUAAUCCUUUAAAAAAACUUAUUUUAAUUCGUCAACAACAAAUGCAAACAGCUGAAGAACAUCAUAAUUAUAAAAUUGCACAAUAUACAUUUAAUAUUUGGUAUGAAACUAUACGGCAAGAUAUGGAAAUAAAAACUAGACGUGCUAUAGAAUUUUAUACACAUUUACUUUAUCGUCGAUAUUUUACAUCAUGGCAACGAUAUAAACAACAAACAGAAAUAGCGGAUGAACGAGCUGAAAGACAUUAUAUGAAUCGUUUAAUGAUAAAUACAUUUAAAAUUUGGCAAGAUUAUACACAAACAGAAAUUAUUCGUUUAUGGCGUUUAGAUGAUAUAGCUAAAGAACAUAAUGUUAAAAGAAUUUUAAAGAAUACAUUUAUUAUUUGGCGUCAAUUUCCAGCUGAAACAAAAAAAGAACGUGAACGAGAAAAACGAUUGGCAGAAAUGCGCUUGAAAGUCAAAGAUUUAUUGCCUGAUUAUCGUGGAACAGAAUCAUCAUCAUCCAAUACAAUUAAUAGCAAUGAUAAUAAAACUUGA
This is a messenger RNA of Adineta steineri, 2925 nucleotides long. NCBI's taxonomy places the organism in Eukaryota, Metazoa, Rotifera, Eurotatoria, Adinetida, Adinetidae. The record is from the annotation of a GenBank genome assembly.